UUUCAAAACCCUAACCCCCUUCACCGAAUACGCAGCGAGACGCAAGUAUUUAUAAACGAAGCAGCCGUAACCUUAUUCACUUCUCUCUUUGCUCCAAAACCCUAAAAUCCAUCAGACGUAGGGUUUUGCAGAGCCUCCAUAACAUCUCCCUUUUUUCGUCCUCCUACUUCGCCGAUUACUCUCUCUUCUCCUCCAACAAUGGCCAAGACUAGCAAGAAAUCAGCUUCCAAGGUUGAGACUGCUCCACCUGUCAAAAAGGGAAAGAGGCAGGCAGAUGAGGAACUUGAGAAGAAAGUUAGUUUAAAGAAACAGAAGAUAGAAGAGGCUGCUCAGAAGCAAAAGAAGGAAGUGAAGGUGCAGAAGAAAAAGGAGGAAAGUAGUUCAGAUGAUUCUUCUUCAGAUUCUGAAGAUGAGAAACCUGCUACCAAAGUUGCUGUUGCUUCAAAGAAGCAGCCUGCUAAGAACGGCACUUUAAGCUCCCCUGCAAAGAAAGCCAAGCCAGCUAGUAGUUCUAGCUCUGAUGAUUCUGCUUCAGAGUCUGAAGAUGAGAAACCUGCAGCAAAGGCUCCUCCAAAAAGUCAGGCUGCAAAAAAUGUUGCUCCAGCAAAGAAAGUCAAGCCAGCUUCCUCUUCAAGUUCUGAAUCCUCAGAUGAUGACUCUGAUGACGACGAAGUGCCCAAAUCCAAGGUGCUGCCUGCUGUGGUUAAGAAUGGAUCUGCUUCUGCAAAGAAACCAAGUGAAAGCUCCGAGUCUGAGGACAGCAGCUCUGGGGAGGAAAAUAAAGCAAAAUCAAGCAAAAAGGUGCCUGCUAAGAAGGUUGAAUCAGAGUCAUCCUCUGAUAGUAGCUCUGAUGAAGAAGAUGAGAAAAAACCAGUAGCCAAAUCAUCUGCAGUUCCAAGUAAGAAAGUUGAGACAACUGAAACUUCAGAUGAUGAUUCAAGUGAAAGCUCUGAUGAUGAAGAAAAUGGUGCAAAACCUACUGCAAAUGCGGCUUCCAAGCCUUCUGCUAUAGCUAAGAAGAACGAUGACAGUGACAGUUCAGAUUCUGAUGAUAGCAGCUCCGAAGAUGAGAAGAAAACUGCUCCCAAGACUGUUUCCAAUGCCAAGUCAGUACCCGUGCCAAAGCCUGCCAAGAAGUCUAGUAAUUCUAGUGAGAGUGAGUCGGAUGAGGAAGAGGACUCAUCUGAUAGUGAAUCUGAAGAUGAAAAGAAAACUGCUAAAAGCUCCGGUCAGGGAAAAAUGGAUGUUGAUGAAGAAGAGAGCUCUGAUGAAAGUGAUGACGAGCCAAAAAAGAAGCCUGUGAAAGUUUCAAAAGAAAGCAGUGAUAGUUCAGAUGACAGUGAUGAGGAAGAAGAGAAACCUUCUAAAACUCCUCAGAAAAGUGCCAAGGAUGUGGAGAUGGUUGAUGCUGACUCAGCAAAGAAAGUUCCUAAAACCCCUUCUACACCUAGUGCUGCAACAGGUGGUACAAAGACACUAUUUGUUGGAAACCUGUCAUUUAAUGUGCAACGAUCUGACGUUGAGGAGUUUUUCAAAGAUUGUGGAGAAGUUGUUGAUGUUCGUUUUUCUGUUGACGAUACUGGGAGGUUUAAAGGCUUUGGACAUGUUGAGUUUGCUACUGCAGAGGCAGCACAAAGUGCUCUUGAAUUGAAUGAGCAUGAGUUGUUGAAUCGUCCUGUUAGGCUUGAUUUAGCUCGUGAAAGAGGUGCAUAUACCCCUGGUGGCAGCAAUUCCUUCCAGAAAGGUGGUCAGCGUCAAUCUGGUCAAACUAUAUACAUAAGGGGUUUUGAUAAAUCUCUUGGAGAAGAAGAGAUAAGAGCUAGCCUAAAUGAGCAUUUUGGUUCGUGCGGGGAGAUCUCGAGGGUGUCAAUCCCAAAAGAUUUUGAGUCUGGAUGUCCUAAAGGUUUUGCCUACAUGGACUUCAAGGAUUCUUCUAGCAUGAAGAAAGCUCUAGAACUCAAUGAGACUGAACUUGCUGGUGGUUAUUACCUCUCAGUUGAAGAAGCCAAACCUAGAUCUGAUGGCUUUGGUUCAGGUGGAAGAGGUGGCGGUCGAUUUGGAGGUAGGAGUAAUGAAGGUGGUCGAUUUGGAGGAAGGAGUGGUGGUGGCCGAUUUGGUGGUGGAAGGGGUGGUAGUGAUCGAGGCAGAGGUGGUCGAGGAAGAGGUGGUGGAAGGGGUUUUGGAAAUAAACCGACAUUUGCUGCAGAAGGAAAAAAGACCACAUUUGCCGAUGACGACUAGAGUGGUGGAUUUCGGGGAAGUUUACUAUAUUUAGUUACCAUAAUUUAUAUUCAGCUGUUUUGCCCUUCAAUUUUGUUUUACUAAGAUGAAUUCGUUAAAAUCCAGUGUACCGAAAAAGUCUAAGUGGUGGUCCAGUACCUGUCUGAUUAAAUUUUUGUAUGCUUGCGUUAUCCCUAUUAGUCAUUUAGAGAACUCUUUAUUAUAUAAUUAUAAUAUUUUUAAUGACAAUAUUUCAUGUUGAGGAAAA
Molecule: messenger RNA, 2488 nt
Organism: Arachis duranensis
Lineage: Eukaryota; Viridiplantae; Streptophyta; Magnoliopsida; Fabales; Fabaceae
Product: nucleolin 1
Exons: 22
Coding region: 199-2241 (680 amino acids)
Molecular function (GO): RNA binding
Source: RefSeq, a predicted model, not a curated record